AUGUCGAAUCGCUUGCCGACGCUUCAUGCCAUGAAUACCAUCACCUUGUUGGAAGAUGGUAUUUCGGAGGAGGAGGAGGAAGAAGAGGUUCUCAACAAUCAGACUCUCAUGAGCAUCACUAAUGAAAUUAUUGAAUAUUUAUUAAAGAUUGAUCGACAUCAAGAAACAAUUCUUGGGAAUCCAGAAAUGAACAUUCCUGAAUCGGAACAAUCAACAUUAAAUGGUUCCAAAGAUUCAACAGAAACCAUUGUACAAGAAUCGGAAAAUUCGUUGGAUCCCAAGACUAAAAAAAUUAAAUUACAUGAUGAUGAUGAAACACGAUUGCCUCCAUUAUUAGUCUCUCCAAUUUGGAAUUCAGUUCGUAAUGAAGAAAUUGAAAAAAAAAUAUUGCAUUGUGUGCCGACGGUCUUAAUGUCCAAUGGAUUGGAGCAUAUGGAAGAAGGAUCUGAUUUUAUUGAACUCUUGUUUAACGUUUUUACGACAAAUUCUUCCCUUUCUAUUGACUAUCAUAUUGCACUGCUUCAAGAGUCGAUAGAAGUAAUUUUUUUGUAUUAUACUUCGCUCGUUGACUCUGUAGGAAGUAGUGCAACAUCAGACACAGUCGAAACCUUUGAAAAUGUGAUGAUUAGUAAUGUAGUGAAAUAUUUAUUAGCCGUUUUAGGAAGAGUGGGAAGACAUUUAUCAACAUUUAAUAGAUAUCAAAAGGGAGAUGCAUAUGCUGCUUAUAUAUUUUAUUAUUGUGAGGGAAUUCAACUUUUAGACAAAUAUAUACUCAAGUUUAUUCCUGACCACAAGAUACUGAGUGACCUUAAGGAACAAAUUCUUAAUUUUACACACAUCUUGUACGAAUUGAUGGUGCCUAUAGAUAUCGAUCUUGAAUUGGAUUUUAUUAGAAAACUUUCAACCACCUUUUUAGACACGUUAUCUCAUAUUUCAUUUGUAAAACAAACUGUAUACUUUGAUCUUUACUUGCUUGGAGAGGAACUAAAAUCUCACAUGAACUUGAAAAGGAUUUAUCUCGCUUGCUUAUUAAUUGGUACCUUUCGAUUUCAAAACUAUGAAUCUAUAGUGUCAUCAUGUGUUGACCAUGAGAAUCAACUUAUUCGAGCAAUUGCUGUAUGGUCUUAUGGCAGCAUUUGUGACAAUAUUGAACAUUGUAUUUUAAGAAUGCAAAAUAAGCUUGUCACCGAAGAAAGUGCUGUCGUCAAGGUAGCUAUACUCAAGUUUCUGUCCACCUACAUUUCAAAAUCGGAUGGUUUACCGAAUUCUUUUUAUGAGAAUUUAUUUUCCUCAAUAUUUACCUCUGUCUGUCAUGAUUUAGAAAAGAAACAGCACUACUCACUGACCAAGACAUGGCAUCUCAUUCAGCAGAUUAUUAAAAAAUCUGCACCCUCUCGCCAUCUUGGACAAAUGCUUUCUGAAAUAUUUAUUUUGUUAGAAAACUCAAUGAAAUUACAAUGCACCACAGGUACUGAAAUUGGAAAUGUAAAUAAUAGCUUUAAGGAAGUACAUGCCAAAUUUUUUAAAAUGCUAAGUGAAAAAAAGAUACUUUCGCUUUUCACUAGUGACGAAAUUGCUGUCAUCAAAGACUCUACAUUUGUAGCCAUCAAGAGAAUUGUUUUUUCCAAUGCCUCUUCCUUUGAUCAAGUACUAUUGAAUAAUUAUGUAGAUUUAAUAUGUGAGCUGAUGAAUAAGGAAACGAUCCAGAUCAUGAUCUCUUCACAUCAAGUGCUAGUAGUGGCAUUGUUAAGAAGUAUAUCUUUCAAAAAGAGAGCAGGUCACUCUUUCUUUUCCUUUGUUUGUCGACUGGGAGUAUAUUUGAAAGCGUUUCUGAAAUUGCCUGAGAUUGUGAAUAUUAUGGUUCACGACAUGAUUCAACGAGUUCCUUCGCUUGUGGAAUCGUUUACAACCAUUGACGACACUCUCUCUUUACUAUUUUUACUGAAUAGUAUUGCAGAGCUACUCAAAGAGUAUGGACCACUCAUCCAAGAGCAAGAAACACUCAGGUCACAACUGUCAUUUGCUAUUCAAGCAAAUAUUAUUCCAGCAGUCCAAAGCAAAAGCGUCAUUAUGAACAGUUACAAAGCUUCAGAUAAGUCCAUGGAUGUAUUUAUGAUCAUCAAGUCCACUUUCUGCAACAUUAUUUCAAAAAUUUAUUGUUACUUUGACCCACAAAUAGUUGUGAACAAUUUCAACAAAACUCGAGAAACUUUUUUAUACUUUGCAGAAAAUCCUCAAUUAAGGAUGGGACUCGAGCAAUUGGAAUACUUUACAACAUUGAUUGGUGUGUUAGAAAGCAUUACUGACGUUGAAAAUACUAAUUUAGAUUUCAGUUUGUUGCAAAAUCCUCUAUUGCUAGAAAUGACCAUUGGAAUUUUGAAACGACUGAAACAUGCCAUUGAUUCGUUCUAUUUCAGAGCUGAGCUUAAUGUGGUAUACGAAGGCGAAGAGAUGACUGCCGAUUGGAAACGGUUAAUGAUUAAGGCCAAUCGAUUGAGGUACCUCCUUGAAACACAAUCCAGAGAUUUAGAUAUUGCUUAA
This is a messenger RNA of Naegleria fowleri, 2541 nucleotides long. RefSeq lists its product as uncharacterized. NCBI's taxonomy places the organism in Eukaryota, Heterolobosea, Eutetramitea, Acrasida, Naegleriidae. The transcript has 2 exons. The record is from RefSeq and is a predicted model, not a curated record. The coding region runs from base 1 to 2541 and encodes 846 amino acids.